CGAUCGACGGGACCACAUGUAUGGCUCGCAGAACGAGGUCGGAGGUGCGAGCUAAAUUCAUGCAGGAUCGAGAAAUUCCCCUCAUUUCGAGAGUCUCCUAUCGCACCCUAUAAGACCCCUGUGGCCUCUCGGCAACUCUCGCGCCGACGCCUGGUCACCAUGUUCUCGGCCUUCGUGGGACGGGUGUCCUCCCUAAAGCAAAAAGUGCCGCUCCUGAACGAUCUGCACCUCAACUUCAUCUUCAUCCACUAUGCCUAUAUCAUCUCGUGGGCCAUCAUCGGGUCAAUUAUACUCUACCCCGGCAGCGAGCUCGACUACAUCGAUGCGCUCUUCUUCGCCGCCGGCUGCGCCACCCAGAGCGGACUGAACCCGGUCGACCUCAACAAGCUCAAACUCUACCAACAAAUCGUCCUAUACUUGAUUACCUGUCUGUGUACCCCGAUUUUCAUUCACAGUGCGCUGGUCUUCAUCCGAUUGUACUGGUUUGAGAAGCGCUUCCAGCACGUGGUCCGCGAUGCACGUGCCAUGCGACGAACCCGAUCUCGAAUGGAAACGGUGACCGAGGACCGGGACAGUGACGAGGUGAGCCGCGCCGAGCUUGGAGUCAGUGGCCGACCAAUUGUGGUGUUACGCAACAACUCAGGAGAUGCGCGGGGCGGUCGCCUGGCCGACCCGGCCAACAAAGAUAUAGCUCCGGGGGUGGACACACCGGAGAUUCGCACCCCCAGCGCCGGCUCGAACUCUGGAUCUCGGUCUGCCUCUAGCUCCGAUGAAACGGAGACGGAACCCGAACCUCGAUUUGGACUGGGCAGUUUGAAGGUUCCAACCCAUCUGAACCCCGAAACGCACAUCGCCUUCUUAGAAAAGCAGCGAAAAGACAAAGGAGCGCUUCGGAUUCCGAGUCCGCGUGAGUAUGACCGAGGCGGUGCGCCCGAAGCGUUGGAAGAAGAUGUCGAACAGGAGGCAGAGCAGGCUCCACCUUCUAGUCCCCACAACCGCGAUGCUAGCCCGUUUCACCACCCCGAGGCUCAUGAUCAACUCGGUCCACUUGAAGGGCCUCACAUCACUAUCAACGAGCCUGACAUCCCAAGGUCUCGCCCACGCGGGAAUACAUUCCCUCGUCUAAAUACUCAACCCACGUUCCAUGAAACCAAGGACGGAAACGAGACUACUACUCUGGCCCCCACCAACACGAAAAACACCUUUAGGGGAAUUUUCCGUUCUUUAACACAGGAACGGGACCUUUCGACUCAGCCAUACCUCAGUUGGAAUGCGACAGUGGCACGAAAUUCCAACUUUGUUGAUCUAACUGAGGAACAGCGCGACGAGCUGGGUGGUAUCGAAUACCGUGCUCUAAAGACUCUGGCCGUUGUACUCAUCACUUACUAUGUUGGCUUCCACCUCAUCGGCUUGUUGAGCAUGAUCGGUUGGAUUAUGACCGUGGAUCAAUGGGGCGAUGUUGUCAAAGAGGCUGGAGUUGGACGGCCGUGGUGGGGAAUUUUCACUGCUGCCUCUGCCUUUAACGACUUGGGCUUUACCCUGACACCGGAUUCGUUCUACUCUUUCCAGCGGGCUGUCUUCCCGUUGCUCAUGUUGUCAUUCCUGAUUAUCAUUGGAAACACUGCAUUCCCGUGUAUGCUCCGUUUGAUGAUAUGGGUCAUGUCGAAAUUUACCCGCCAAGGUACUGCUCUAUGGGAAGAACUCAAGUUCCUCUUGGAUCACCCACGUCGAUGCUUUACCCUCUUGUUCCCCCGCAAUGCCACCUGGUGGCUGUUUGCCAUUCUUGUUCUCUUGAAUGGUAUCGAUGUGAUCUUUUUUGUCAUUCUGGAUCUAAACGAUUCUGCUGUGACCGAGCUUCCCCCUGGAAUCCGAGUCCUGGAUGGCUUCUUCCAGGCUGCCGCGACACGAACGGCUGGCUUUGGAAUCAUCAGUCUCUGGGACCUUCACCCUGCCAUCCAGGUAUCUUAUCUCAUUAUGAUGUAUAUUUCCGUGUUCCCGAUCGCCAUUUCAAUGCGACGAACCAAUGUGUACGAAGAGAAGAGUCUUGGUAUAUACGAUGUCACCGACGAGGACCAAGACGAGGAAUCCAACGCCCCCACCUAUAUCGGAGCUCACUUGCGGCGUCAACUGAGUUUCGAUUUGUGGUAUGUGUUCUUGGGUCUUUUCAUCAUCGCCAUUGCAGAAGGCGGAAGGUUGCAACAAGAUGACUACUCCUUCCAGCUCUUCACUGUUCUUUUCGAGGUCGUUUCCGCCUAUGGUACCGUUGGCUUGUCAUUUGGAUAUCCCGGGGUCGAUACCUCCUUCUCAGGACAGUUCAACGUGGUUUCCAAAUUGGUUAUUAUUGCCAUGCAAAUCCGUGGUCGUCAUCGUGGUCUACCCUACGCGCUGGAUCGUGCUGUACUACUUCCCUCCGACGCCAUGAACCGACACGAAGCCGAACAGAGCGAAAGGCGGAUGCGCCGACGCGCAUCCAACCUCAGCGGUGCUGGCUCUUUCGGCCCAUCACAGUCACGUAGCUUAUCUCAGGCGAGGAACGACGUGGCCCAGACAUCAGGUCUGGAAACUCAUGACUGGCAAACCGGACCUGCACCAAAUGCAGACUCCGUGGUGCAACGUUCCUCGACUAUUCGAUCCAAUCGCUAG
Molecule: messenger RNA, 2643 nt
Organism: Penicillium nucicola
Lineage: Eukaryota; Fungi; Ascomycota; Eurotiomycetes; Eurotiales; Aspergillaceae
Product: potassium ion transporter
Exons: 2
Biological process (GO): intracellular potassium ion homeostasis; potassium ion import across plasma membrane
Cellular component (GO): plasma membrane
Molecular function (GO): high-affinity potassium ion transmembrane transporter activity
Source: RefSeq, a predicted model, not a curated record